AUGGGCUUCUUACCAGAGUCUCCCAUUAAGCAGGUCUCCUGCACUCGUCGUAAACCACAUCUUACGCAUCAGGAGUUCCUGGACUAUCACUUCCAGAAGCACGGCGCCUUGGCCGACGAACCUGACGAGCCUGACCUCAAGCCCAUGAAAUACACACAAACGCAUAUUUUCGACGCAGCCUUUGGUGCCCGGCUCAAUGCCCACCCCAACGCAAAUCAUCCCUGGGUAGGCCGUGACGACGUGACUGAGCUCUUCUUCCGCGAUGCUACACACCUGCAAAUCUGCAUGAGUUCAGAGUUUGUUGCCGAGCGAGUGGGCCCAGACGCAUCCUUUUUUGCGGAUUUCGAGACGGCAAUUAGUCUCAUGGCUCGCGAGAAGUUGCUGAUGGUCACUGAAGAAGAAGAAAGGAUCUCAAAUGAAGGCGAGCUCGCUGCAUUGUUGUUCUUGUCACCUAGAGACAGAAAUCCGGAUGGGGAUAGUGCCGAAAAGAUAGUUUCGCCACGGUUAUUGUCUCUGCUCCAACAAUACACCGGCAACAGAACUAGCUCGGUUGCAGUCAACGUUGGCGUGGAGAUUCCUGGGCUGGAUCCCCGGGAAUACUUUGGCGGGAAGAGCAUGCCUGUUUUCUCGCUGGUGUACAAGAUACACUUAACCGGAGGCCGCGACGCAGUUCCUAUAAUCCGCAAGGUUGAGGCGGAAUUGCAGGAUGCUCUCUCUGAAAAUGUCGACUGGAGUAGUUCAUUCACGGUAUUUGGCUACGAGGCAGUCGUGCUUGAUCAGGAAAAGGGAAUUCCGGUAGUUUGA
This is a messenger RNA of Aspergillus puulaauensis, 804 nucleotides long. RefSeq names its product EthD domain-containing protein. The transcript has 3 exons. The record is from RefSeq and is a predicted model, not a curated record. NCBI's taxonomy places the organism in Eukaryota, Fungi, Ascomycota, Eurotiomycetes, Eurotiales, Aspergillaceae. Gene Ontology annotation, molecular function: oxidoreductase activity. The coding region runs from base 1 to 804 and encodes 267 amino acids.